Messenger RNA from Sclerotinia borealis F-4128, 2187 nucleotides. NCBI's taxonomy places the organism in Eukaryota, Fungi, Ascomycota, Leotiomycetes, Helotiales, Sclerotiniaceae. The record is from the annotation of a GenBank genome assembly.
AUGUCAAAUCCAAUCUCAACCUCUACUCCAACAGAGGUAACCUUACCCUUACCCUUACCUUCAACUUCAAACCCAAACCACCCAUCCGAUACUUUAUCCAAAAAUCCAGAUAUUCAAGAAAAUGGACUACAUAAAUUAGUCAAUUUACAAACCGCAAAAGAUAUUUGGACUUUUCUUCUCGUUUUCCGAGUCUUCAAUUCAUUUCUGGUCAAAACAUUCUUUCAACCAGAUGAAUAUUUUCAAUCAUUAGAACCAGCAUGGCAAAUGGCUUUUGGGUCGGAUAGUGGUGCUUGGCUCACGUGGGAAUGGCAUUAUCAACUACGAUCUUCACUUCACCCAGCUCUUUUUGCAGCUGCAUAUUAUCUAGUAGAUAAACCCAUGGCUCUAUUGAAUUUCUUCCCUCAAUUUCGAGCAGAGAUAUUAGCUGUGUUACCAAAUAUUAUCCAAGCUAUUUUUGCUGCAGCUUGUGAUUAUUAUACUUGGAAAAUGGCUGAGAAGAUGUAUGGAUUGGGUAGUAGAACAGGUUAUGUUACCUUACUCAUGAGUGUAUUAAGUCCUUGGAAUUGGUUUUGUUCUACGAGGACUUUCUCAAAUUCUUUGGAAACGAGUUUGACAAUUACUGCGUUGUAUUAUUGGCCUUGGGAUAUGGCAAUUGAUUCGGGAGAGGGAAUCAAGGAGCAAUCGAAAGGGGGAUCAUCCAUAACUGCACCUGAAGGUGUUUUUAGGACCGGGAAAUCCGUGAAUCACCUUCGAUAUGCCCUCCUUCUUGCAGGUAUCGCUUGCAUUCUUCGACCCACGAAUCUUUUAAUAUGGUUCUGUGUCAUAAUGCCAACAAUCAUUUCCCUAAUACCCGGAGUAAACUCCCAAGAAACCUCCAAAUCACCUAUCUCACGAGACUAUAUUGUUUUCAUCAGAGAAGCUGUACUCUGCGGUUCUUUCAUCCUCCUCAUCUCAGCUUUCUCUGAUCGACUCUAUUUUGGAGAAUGGACAUUUCCGCCUUAUCAAUGGCUCCAUUUCAACAUCUCCCAAAAUCUCGCUGUAAUUUACGGUCAAAAUGAUUGGCACUAUUUCCUUUCACAAGGUUUACCACUUCUAUUAUUCACUUAUCUUCCAUUUACUAUUCUCUCGAUCUUCAAAACUUACACACCAAGUACGAUAACAAAGCAGACUUUUACCAGCAAUAUUCAAAUAAUCCUAACUCAUUUAACUGCCGUGAUGAUCUUCAUCCUAAGCACCAUCUCACACAAAGAAGUUCGAUUCAUAUAUCCACUUCUUCCUAUUCUUCUCAUCCUGACCGCUCCUUCAAUAACCUCAUUCUUCACCUCCGAAAUCCAAACUCCACCCUCCGCCUCCUCCUCUACCUCCGCCACCUCCGCAUCAUCAAACCUCGAACCAAAAACAACCCGCAAACCCCUCCUGAUCCUCCUAAUUCUUCUCAACAUCGCCCUAGCAGCCUACACAACCCUCAUUCAUCAAUCAGCCGUCAUAUCCGUAACAACCUUCAUUCGACACCGCUACGAAAGCGAAAUGCUCGAUGCGCAAGGAAUCCCGCUCUAUUCCCCAGAAGCCUACUCAUAUUUAAAACAUUACCCCGCCAAUGAAAAUCCUCCCCCAUCUCUAACCAUAGACUACGAUAUCAAGAAAGAAGAAAACUCUCAAUAUGCCGCUCGUGCAAUGGGUACAUCCCAAAAUCCCAAUUGGGAAAAAGAUAUGGAACAACCCUUUGUAGGAUUCUUAAUGCCGUGUCAUAGUACGGGCUGGAGAAGUAGAUUGGUGUAUAAAGGGUUGGGAGCAUGGGCUUUGGGUUGUGAACCACCUGUUCAUUUGUCUGAGGAUGAAAGAGGGGCGUAUAGAGAUGAAGCUGAUAGGUUUUAUGAUGAUCCAAGGAGGUUUUUAAGUGAGGAAAUGAUUGUUUUUGAGGAGUGGGAUGAUGAAGGGAAAGAGGGGGGUGGGAAUGGUGGUGAGGAGGGUAGAGAUAACAAAAGCAAAAAACAAUGGCCGCGCUACUUAGUAGGUUUCGAGGGUAUCGAAACAGAUAUCCGAGAAUUCUACGAGGGGGGGUUGGCUGAGGAGGGUAUAGGAGCAGGAAGAGGUAAGAAAAUGAAGGAGAUUUGGAGGGAGAGAAAUACUCAGUGGAUAGACGAUUGGAGAAGGAGUGGGGAUGUGGUGGUUUGGGAGUUUAUUUAG